Molecule: messenger RNA, 1152 nt
Organism: Peronospora matthiolae
Lineage: Eukaryota; Oomycota; Peronosporomycetes; Peronosporales; Peronosporaceae
Source: the annotation of a GenBank genome assembly
AUGUCUUGCGUCUCGCUCCCCGAGAAGAAGGCAUGGAUGCCUCCUAAAUCUGUCAUGGAUCACUUGUCGGCGACGACGAGUGAUCGUUAUCGAACACGAUUGUUCGAUUCGUCAAGGAUCCAUCACCUUGACCCCAGCGCGAAAGACUAUCGCGCUGAACAUGAGUUCUUCAUCGAUGCUUUCUUCAGACAUCGAUGGUACAGUGGGAAUCACAAACGUGAUGGUCCCUCACUACUUCAGGCGUGGAACGCCUACAUCCAUAAUCUCGAGGAUGUAGGUCGUGACGCUUGGAACGACAAACUUAUCAAAGCUCGUGAUAAGUUUGAAAAGCGAACCCCGACAGGUGCACGCUAUAAGCUGCAUCGUCUGUCAAGGGAGAAAGGAUUACCCUGCCUCUCUUGGGGAGACUCGUGCCCAUGUUGUGUGAACAACUCUGCACGAGCACCUAAGGAGGCUUACCUCCUUACCAGCCCGUGGUGGCGCGUACGUGUCUCUACUGAGAUGUACGAAGGGAUUGACAACCUGAAAUCCCUUUACGACCGUGCCGGGAAGACUUUCUCCGGCGGUCCUUCUGCGGCACAGGAUGUGUCGCGUCGUACUGCUCGACCAGACCCAGUACGUCAACCAUCAAUUGGGAGCGGGGCUCCCAAGAAUCCCAGGACGGGGGAUAGCCGCGCCACCGGACGAGGUAACUCGUCCGACGUCCGUUCACGUCGCGGUGGUUCAACAGCUGCUCAACUAGAUAGCGCUGGCCACCGCGAGAGUCCUCUAAUGGAGGUGGAGGAGGAGGAAAGACGCUCUCCACACGAUCAUGUGGAUCGGUGUGUUCCCGAGAGCUUCUUUGAUCGCGUAACGCAAGGGUUACGCGACGAUCUCGAGCAUGAGCGGAAUAGGCGUCUCCAGAUGGUGGACACUGCCUCGAAGCAUCGAGCUGAGUUUGCCUUUGCUCAGCUUGAGAACGAGAGAUCUCUGACAUCUCUUCGUGACGAGCUAAGGGUAGCUCGUGGGAUUGUUGAUCGGUCUCGGGCUGAGAUAACUGCUCUUCAGACCCUUGUUGAUGCCCACCAUCGGGAGCACAAGGCUCUCUGCGAGAUGCUUGAGCGCAAGGGCGUUCUUCAUCGGAAGAAGCAGCGUACUGAUGGUACGGCUUAA